AUGGCCUCCACCAAUAGCGUCAAUGGGGCUCAGGAGUCGGCGCAUGUGACCGUCGAAGAGUUUCUUCAACCAUCCUAUGAUUAUCUCAUCCGCGGUGGUGGUACAGCCGGGUUGACAAUUGCUGCUCGCUUGGCUGAGAAUCCUAACGUCACCGUUGGUGUCAUUGAGGCUGGGAAGAACAAACUUGGAGAUCCUUUUGUCGAUGUUCUUGCUUUUCAUCUCCAGACGUUGGGAAACCAGGACUACGACUGGGCAUUCCACACCAGUCCUCAGGUAGGAAACAAAAAUAAGAUCCAUUACGUGCCUCGAGGCAAACUUCUGGGCGGCUCAAGCGGUAUCAACUACUUGUAUGCUCGGGGAUCACACGAAGACUACGGUGACUGGGCAGAAUUGGCAAAUGAUCCUUCCUGGUCUGCAGCCGAAACCAAGCAAUACAUGCGAAAGCACCAAACACUGGAGCCAUUCGAUGAUCGAAUUACUGAUCGAACAACCAUGCCGAUUGUUCAGGAAUACCAUGGCACCAGCGGUCCCAUCCGCACCAGUUUCAAUGACUAUAGAAUGCCCAUUGAAGAUGAUGUUAUGAAAGCGGCUGAGCUGACUUCCGGCUUCACCAAGAAACCAACCGACUCCUGGAGCGGCGACCACAUCGGUUUCUUCACCACCCUGGGGACAGUGGCACGAACUGGACCAAACAAGGGCCAACGAAGCUACGCAGCUCGUGGGUAUUUCCAGGCUAAUCAACAUCGCCCGAAUCUCAAAGUCAUCACCGAAUCACUUGUCAUUAGAGUGCUCCUGGAGAACAAAGCCGCCACAGGUGUCGAAUUCGUGAACAACGGACAGAAACAUACCGUCAAAGCAAACCGUGAAGUUAUUGUUGCCGGCGGCGCUAUUCAAUCUCCACAAAUCCUCGAGUUAUCGGGAAUUGGCGACCCUGAGGUUCUCAACCGAGCAGGCGUCGAGUGCCUCGUCGAAUUGCCUACUGUCGGAACCAAUUACCAGGACCGCGUGUUGAUUGGUACCGUCUACCUCCUCGCCGACGGCCAAAUAUCUGCAGAUGCUAUCCACAAACCUGAAGUUAUGGCCGCGGCGCAAAAGGCGUUAGUCGAGGAACAAGGAGGUCCUCUCACAUGCAUCCAACCCAUCCAAGGCUUCUUACCUGUCUCCAUUGCCCCUGAAGACGGCGAAAUGGAUGAAAUCAUCAAGUCAAUCGAAUCUACCACGCCAGUGACGCCUUUCCAGAAGAAACAGUGGAAUCAAGAAUCCCUUAACGGCGCUGCAGACCAGACCAAACUGAUCCCCCCUCCUGCCGACGUCAAUGGACCUUACGCCAUCACGCUGGACAUGUGUCUCCCAUACCCCGUCUCUCGAGGUCAUGUGCACAUCACCUCCUCCGACCCAACGGCCUGCCCCGAAGUCAAUCCCAACUACCUGCACCACGCGGCCGACGUCACCGUCCUGGCCGCCGGGUUGAAAUUCCUCGAAAAAGUCGCUCAAGCACCAGCUCUAAAGGACAAACUCACGAAAUGCGUCUAUCCUGAGCCCGACCAGUUUCCCCUCGACACGAUCGAGCAGCGUCGCGAAGCGUGCCGCGAGUACUGUCUGGGCGAAUACCACAGCUGUGGCACCUGCGCGAUGGGUUCGACGGUCGACUCCCGCUUGAAAGUCUACGGUUUGCAGAAUCUCAGAGUCGCUGAUGCUAGCAUUUUCCCUAACAGUGUCAGUGGCAACAUUGUCAGCAGCGUGUAUAUGGUUGCAGAGAAAGCGGAGGGAACUCAUUGUGACUUGACUUCGACCCGAGGGACUGGGGAUGGAGCUAGAAGCAAGGAGCUAGGGCAGUGA
Rhinocladiella mackenziei CBS 650.93 is the source of this 1839-nucleotide messenger RNA. RefSeq lists its product as uncharacterized. Bases 1 to 1839 code for a protein of 612 amino acids. Gene Ontology annotation, molecular function: oxidoreductase activity, acting on CH-OH group of donors; flavin adenine dinucleotide binding. Lineage: Eukaryota; Fungi; Ascomycota; Eurotiomycetes; Chaetothyriales; Herpotrichiellaceae. The transcript is spliced from 4 exons. The record is from RefSeq and is a predicted model, not a curated record.